AUGACAAACAAAGAAACGGGCAUCCACCAAGAAAAUGGAACGCAUCUCAUUCCAGACGCAAUGGUUCCGCCCAACAAAGAAACGCCUCCCGCCACGGAAAACCUUCGAAUCACCCCCGAGAGAGACGUGUGGGGUAAUGGAAUGGAAUUUGUCUUGGCGUGCGUAGGAUUCGCUGUGGGCUUGGGCAAUAUUUGGCGAUUUCCAUAUUUGUGUUAUAAGAAUGGAGGUGGAGCGUUCCUGAUUCCUUAUUUCGUAUAUGCGAUCGGAGGUGGAAUUCCGAUGAUGUUCUUGGAGGUGGGAUUGGGACAAUUCAUGAGCCAAGGGAAUAUUUCCAUCUGGAAUAUUUGUCCCAUAUUCAAAGGCAUUGGCAUUGGCUCCACCGUGAUGACGGCGAUGGCAAAUAUUUAUUACAUUGUGGUAUUCUGUUGGGCCCUUCACUACUUCUUUGCAUGUUUUGGAUCGAGUCUUCCUUGGGCUUCUUGUGGCAACCCAUGGAACACAGUUCAUUGUCUUGAUAUUGGGUCCAAUCGUUCUGAAAUUGCAGACAAAGUCACUGACCCAGCUGUAGAAUAUUGGGAGAACCGGGUUCUUGGCGUGACCAAUGGCUUGGAGGAGGUGGGUGGGUUACAAUGGGAACUUGUCGGGACCCUUUUUCUGGCUUGGAUUAUGGUAUACUGUUGUAUAUUCAAAGGCGUUCGAUCCACCGGGAAAGUGGUCUAUUUCACGACUACUUUCCCCUACCUUAUGUUAAUUGUGUUGUUCAUUCGGGGCGUCACUCUGCCGGGUGCAAUGGACGGACUCAUCUUCUAUCUCAAACCAGAUUUCACCAAACUGUUGCAAUCUCAGGUAUGGAUAGAUGCUGGAACUCAGGUGUUCUUUUCCUAUUGCGUUGCCAUUGGAGGGUUGGUAGCCUUGGGAUCCUACAAUGAAUAUCAUACGGACUAUGUGCGAGAUUGCACAAUUAUUGCAAUAAUAAACUCCAGUACGUCUCUCUUCGGGGGUCUCGUGAUUUUCUCUGUGCUUGGUUACAUGAGUUUCGUUUCCGGAAUCCCUGUGAACGAAGUUGCAGAAUCGGGUCCCGGGUUAAUUUUCAUCGUUUAUCCCAAGGCCGUCUCAUUGAUGCCUGGAGCUCACAUUUGGGCAAUUUUGUUCUUCCUCAUGAUAGUGAUAGUGGGUUUCAACUCGCAAUUUGUAGCUUGUGAAGGAGUCGUAACGGCCAUCAUGGAUCAAUUCUCGGAGCAUUUCAAUUUUCGUUAUGCCCGUGAAAUCACCGCCGGACUCUAUUCCUUGGUCAGUUUCCUGCUUGGUUUGUCGAUGGUAACAAAAGGCGGUAUCUAUGUGUUUCAAAUCUUUGAUUAUUAUGCUGCAAGUGGGAUGGUAUUGUUAUUCUUCAUCUUAUGUGAGUGCGGAGCCAUUUCCUGGUUCUACGGUGUGACUAGAUGGAGUAACAACGUAGAAGAAAUGAUUGGUCGGCCAGUAAACCUUUGGAUCAAAUUCUGCUGGACUUUCUUCACUCCAUUUUU
This is a messenger RNA of Tigriopus californicus, 1523 nucleotides long. Its product is annotated as sodium- and chloride-dependent creatine transporter 1-like. Gene Ontology annotation, biological process: sodium ion transmembrane transport. Lineage: Eukaryota; Metazoa; Arthropoda; Copepoda; Harpacticoida; Harpacticidae. The record is from RefSeq and is a predicted model, not a curated record. Gene Ontology annotation, cellular component: membrane.